AUGUCACAAGCAUCCGCGAGCCCCACUCGAAGCAGAUUAAGUUUGAGGAACAACAUGCGCGAGAGGCUAGGCCCACGACUUGACGUCCACGCCCGCUUGGGCCCGCUGGGAAAUAUACUUCAAAGGCUAGGCCCCCAAGAAGGUCAACCAGACAACCAUCGCAACGAGGAUCGUGAAGAAAGACGCUCAGGUGUCUACUCGCAGAGGAGCAUUCACGAGAGGCUAGGUCCCCAGAGUGGUCAACCAGAUAAUCCUCACAAUGAGGACCACGAGGAAGGACGCUCCGCUGCUCACUCUCGAAGAGACGGUUCUCAUCAACAAGCUACGGAGAAUCUCUCGCAAGCGCAGUCCACCAACACGCCGCCUAGGCAGCGCAGACGAGAAGGACGACCCCCGCGGACCCAGGAGGAGGCUGCUCCCCCGAAGCGAUUCUCCACGCCUUCGUUUACACACUUCAAAGGGGACUCCGAUCCCGAGAGCCACCUAAAACACUUCAAAAGUGUUAUGAUCCUCUACAAGGCCGACAACGCGUUGAUGUGCAAGGUAUUCGUAGUGACCUUGCGAGGAGCAGCCCAAGAUUGGUUCCACACCCUGCCAUCCAGGUCGAUCAACAACUUCAAGGAGUUGGCUUACGUCUUCACCAAAGAGUACACCUCUUACCGAACGAUCAAGAAGAACCCUGACCACCUGUACAACCUGCGCAAGAAGUUCAACGAAUCCAUUCGAGAUUACAUCAAGAGAUUCAAAGCAGAAAAGGCCAACAUUGUAGGAUGCGACGACCGAAUCGGGUCAUCUGCUUUCAAGAAAGGUCUUCCAGCUGAACACGACUUGUACCGCGAGCUGACUAUCACUCCCAGCCAGACUCUGGCAGAGGUCUACGAGACAGCGGAACGCUACGCGCUCUGGGAUGACGAUCGAAUCGCUGCAAAAAAGUCUACUAAGCAGGAAGAUCAACCGACUAAGUGGGCAGGUCAAAGAAGCGAUGGAUUUAACAACAAGAACAAGGAUAAGCGCAGAAGACCGCCACCCUUGAAAGGAGAUCUAGAUAAGAGGGAUACUAGCAAAUAUUGUGCCUUCCAUGGGACACACGGGCACACUACCAACAACUGCCUCGCUUGGAAAGCAUACAUUGUAGAACUCGUGAGAGAAGGUCACUGCACGGAGUUCAUCGCGAAGCAGGCCAUCCAGCGAAUUGAAGAUAGAGACAUUGUCAAGGAACCACCCCAGAAGGUCAUGAGGAUUAACACAAUCCUAGCUAACGCCAAGGAGUCAGGGCUGACUAGCAAGGAAAAGAAUAGGAAGAUUAAACAGGCCUCUAUGAUCUUCCAAGUCUCGACUGGCCUUCUACCAGCAAAAGACGAUCCUAUAAUCGGCUUCCAAAAGAAAGAUCUGAUCAGCCUCGACAUGCCACAUAAUGAUACCCUUGUCAUCAGCAUUCAAAUCGCACAGGCCAUGGUCGAUCGAAUCUAUGCAGACGAGGGCAGCGCAGCCAAUAUCCUACAGUUGGCUGUCAUCCAACAGAUGGGCUUGGAGGCAAAAAUCAACAAAUCAGCCAGAUCACUGACCGGCUUUAAUGGUGCAACAACGGUUACCAUGGGCACGAUAUACCUCGACGUCUACUCCUCACCUGUAGUCUGCUUGCAAACAUUCAUGGUCAUUGAUGAGGUCUCACCCUACAACGGCAUUCUGGGUAGGCCAUGGAUUGGCAAGAUCAAUGUCAUCACCUCUGCCAUACAUCAGAAAAUUCGGUACCCAAUCCCUGGGGGCGGUGUCGGCCAAAUCAACAGCGAUCAGGCAAUGGCGAGGAAAUACUCCGCCCAAGGGCUAAAGAAAAGCAAACAAGCGCAAUUCCUCCCUGUGAGCCAGGCAGAUCUAAAGGAAGUUGAAUAA
Messenger RNA from Prunus mume (Japanese apricot), 1890 nucleotides. The record is from RefSeq and is a predicted model, not a curated record. Lineage: Eukaryota; Viridiplantae; Streptophyta; Magnoliopsida; Rosales; Rosaceae.